Molecule: messenger RNA, 518 nt
Organism: Tinamus guttatus (white-throated tinamou)
Lineage: Eukaryota; Metazoa; Chordata; Aves; Tinamiformes; Tinamidae
Source: RefSeq, a predicted model, not a curated record
AUCUUGAUUCCUUUCAGACUAUGAGAAGACAAAGAAAUGAAGUGGUUGUGGAGUUGAGAAAGAACAAAAGAGAUGAGCAUCUUCUAAAGAGGAGGAAUGUACCCCAAGAAGAUAUCUGUGAAGAUUCUGAUAUAGAUGGUGACUUUAGAGUGCAAAAUACUUCCUUGGAGGCAAUAGUACAGAAUGCUUCAAGUGACAACCAGGGUAUACAGCUAAGUGCUGUGCAGGCUGCAAGAAAACUGCUUUCCAGUGAUCGCAAUCCACCCAUCGAUGAUUUAAUAAAAUCAGGAAUAUUACCUAUUUUAGUGCACUGUCUUGAAAGAGAUGACAAUCCUUCUUUACAAUUUGAAGCUGCGUGGGCUUUGACAAACAUUGCAUCUGGAACCUCUGAACAAACACAGGCUGUAGUUCAAUCUAGCACGUCGCUGAAGGACCUGCCCAUGAAGUCUCCUGCCAGAAGUUCUACCUCUUCUCUGGCAAGCAGCAUCACUUGAAGCGUACACCUGCUUUUGUUCUUC